Molecule: messenger RNA, 13250 nt
Organism: Pocillopora meandrina
Lineage: Eukaryota; Metazoa; Cnidaria; Anthozoa; Scleractinia; Pocilloporidae
Source: the annotation of a GenBank genome assembly
GAGGGACACGUUGCUAAAAGCAGGUGGAGACUGAAAAAAGCCUGUAAGUGUUUUUUUCGCUCUUCCUUGUCACGCUCCGACAGCUCGCUUACUCUAUUGUUUCUGUGACACGUCUCAAAGUGAUUAGCAUAUGAGAGCUUUGCCGAUGUAUUGAGUUCAAGCGAGCUCUGCACAAACCCAGUAUAGUGUCUGGUAAGCGUAGGCUUGUGCCAAUGGCGACGUCUGUGGCAGCAGAGAAAGCGGACAAAUCCGCCGAAAAUCAGGGGAAACCUGGCGUUGAAGCGAUUGUACCAUCUCCAAAUGAACAGAAGCCAUCAGCGAAGAAGACAGAACUUGCAAUUUUGAACUUUGUGAUAAAAUAUCUGAAGUUAGUCGGAGGUGCUUUGCUGAUCUGGUUUAUGGGGUGGUUUGGAUUGAGUUACGUCUGGAUCAUCUGCGGCUUUUUCGUGUAUGUUUUAUGGCGUAUGAAUCAGGACGAACGAAAGACUAGGAGACAGGCGUUCAGGGAAGCUGUAGAACGCGAGCAAGAAGUAGUUGAGGCGCGAAUGGAAGAUCUGCCAUCUUGGGUAAGAUACGUCUCUUGGCAAAUGAGCGCAUAUUUAAUGUGCUUUCAACCAAUUUGAGCCAAAGAUAGCCUUUUGUUUCUAGAUCGAUCGCGUCGCUUAAGUCAUCAACAAAAUUGUGAUUUGAAACUGACUUAAAUUUCCCGAGAAAUAUUUCUUCCUCGAGGCUUCGAUUUGUAAGAGUCACGUAAUGCGAUAAACAUCCUAACUAGUGCACGUUGCCUCGUGCUGAACUUGUGAGCUACAGGUCGUAAUUAUUUCUUCUAAUUCGUAUGGACGAGCUUUGUUAAAGUCCUAGCUAACAAAGUAUUUGACAAUAUUUCAUCUUCAUUCCGCUUCUAAAUCUGCUUUAAAGCUUAUUUAUCAUGUUAUUUGGUUAGGCGUGGUUUGAGCAUUUCUCUCGAAGGUUCGUUCACAAUUUAUAUGCAGGAACAAAUAGGUUUAUUCUCGUAUUGGGUCGUCAUGUCGUAAGGGUCCUCGAGUCUGGACUUGUUUAGAGAGCUUUAAGACAUGAAACUGUUGGACAGCUCGAGGAUACAAUGGGCCUCAUUCUGGGAGCAGUCACUUAGCGAUGUAAACACAUCGAAAUUAGUAAUGUAUAUUUAGCUGAUGCAUCUCACAGAGCUGUUUGGUCAAUCAUCCUUAAACCUCUUAUUUUCUUUUUACUAAACUUCAAAGACCUGAGAAAUUAUCCGAACAAUAAACCAAAUUUGAGUGGAUAUCUCCUAAAGCUUCUCCAGACAUGAAACUUUGCUGCGCGUCAUUCGCUCAAGUUGGAGAAAAUUUUCAAAUAACAAAAGCUCAUAAAACAUUCAAGAGGUCUUACUUUGCGAGACGAACAUUUGUGCCAAAUGUCUGUUCAGCUGUUGAAAGGCACUCCAAUGUGUUUUAUAUCGUGCCAAGUAAUAAUGUUCCAGUCUGAAUUUGACAGGUGUUGGAUUAAUUGAGACAGCUUAAAAUGUUGUGCAGUUGAAUCAGAAGAAAAGUACUUUGGUGAAAAUUUUAUUUGACAUCAGGAUUUAAAUCCCCAAUGAUUCAGUAAUUUUGUCUUUUGAUUCAAGUUGUACUGUUUAGUAUAACGUUGUUGCCUUUGUUGAUUUUAAUAAGACCUCUUGCAUGUUGCUGGGAAAUACAUUUAAGGGAAAGGAAUAUCACAAGUAUUAGAAAUAAUUAGUGACUGCAGGGUGUGAAAUGAACUUCUAAAAAAAAAAAUUUUAUGCAUAAAAUAGUGUCAAAUUUGCACUGUUCAAUAUAAAUAUGUAUAUUUUAAUAGUUAUCUAGAUGUUACCAUGAUUAUAUCUCUUUGUGCACACUUUCCUUGAGACAUUCAAUAUGAAUCCAUAAUUUAAAAACAGUUGCAAAGUAGUGUGAAAUAGCAUUGAAUGUUAUUUUGCAUUUUUCCAUUCGUAACAAAAUGACCACUGGCCUGGCUCAACAAAAUGCUGUUACAUGUACGUUAAUCUAAGGGCCACUUCCAGUCAGGAAUUCAAUUCUUUUUCUAGUCACAAGGGUGUCCUCUGGAAAGAGGAUCCUCUAAAUUAUAACUUCCUCCUACAGAAAUCUUUAUUUCUUUGUGUUCAAGUGAAAGAAAAAGGUUGGGCACAGCACCCACAUGUGGAGUUGUUUGGUCUAAUGCUUCCAAACAAAUGAAUCAUCCUGGCAGGGCUGUUGAUUAAUUUUGAAAGUAGAGGGCAAAUGAGGAAUAGAAGGUAGCCAGGUGAUUUUGGAUGCCAGGUUGUUUUGUAAGAUUGUAAGAAGACUGGGAACAAUACAGUUAAAAUGUCCUAAGCUUUCCACCAAGCCUGCAAAACAUUGUUGUGGGAAAAUUCUCAACAAGGAAGUGAUUCACACUGAAACUUGUUGAGGGUAAAUUUUGCAUUGAAUUCCACUCAAAUCUUGGAAAUGGCUGCUGUAAAAAUUUCUUGGAUAACUUUACAAGAAUUUGACCAGUAUUCAUCAAUAGAUUAGGUGAAAUGAUGCACAUUAAAGUAGCUGGCUAGAUGGCAGACCAGCCUGUGUUUUGCUGGCUGGUUACAAGUCCCUAUUGCUGACUCUGUAAAGUGUAUAAACCAUUAUAUUUAGAUUAUCUUCCAAGAUAAAUCAUCUUAGCUAUUUUUUCUUUCCUCCAGGUUUUCUUUCCUGAUGUGGAAAGAGCAGAAUGGCUCAACAAGGUAAAAACAAUACAACCAGUAUUAAAAACAAGAAGUAAGGUACUACAUCUUGGCAGUACUGCUGAGUCACCCUUUCAACCAAUGAGAUGCAACUCUUUCUUUUAAAUUUUCCUAAUCAUGUACUUAACCUUGUAACUCCCAGUAGUGAUUAACAUGAAACUUCUCCCAAUAAUAUCUAUACAUUAUUCAGCAAAUAAGUGACGAGAAUAUUCAAAUUUAUUAGGUAGAAGCUGCUAUCUUGAUCUAGCACCAAGUUCUCAUAAUUAAUUUACAAGGAAAUGUGUAGCAGGAAGAGGGGAGAAUUAACAAUCAGAUCUUGGGAGUUAAAGGGUUAAGGCAGAUGGCUCAUUUUUCCUUUGAGGUCUCAUCAGCUCCUAUUUUAGUUUUACAAUUAUUAAGUUGUUUUGCUAUCAAUCUUUAGGCAAAUAUGGCUAACAUGCUCACAUGGUUUACAAUUUUCCCUCUUAAAAAGUCAUUCUUGAGAUAAAACUAGGGAAAAAUUUUGGCUGCCUAUGCAGCAAGUUCGAGGUAAUGACAUUUGAUCUUAGAACUGACACUGUUUUAUCUCAUUAUGUGAUUAUUCAACAACAGAUGCUGGUUCAACUGUGGCCGUAUAUCAAUGACAUGGUGGUAAAGAUCCUAAAGGAACAAGUGGAACCAGAAAUUCAGAAGAAUGUGCCUGGAUUUUUGAGCUCCAUCUACUUCAAAGAAAUCUCUCUUGGUGAAGUGGUGAGUCAGACAGAGGGUUUUACACAUAAAAAAUUUGCUAUAAUUUACAUGUGAUGUGUCUUUGAACAAUGCAGCAAUACAAUCUCCUCACUCAUUCUCUGUUUUGGUUUUGUAGCCUCCCCGUAUAGGUGGAAUCAAGACGUACACUAAUAAUGUGGACCGUAAUGAGAUAAUCAUGGAUAUUGAUUUAAUGUGAGUACACUUCAUUUCAAACUUGAUUGUUUACUUCCUGUGCUACUGUGUUUAUUAAGAUCUUUGAUUUUAUAAUUAUUAAAGAAUUAUCAUGACUUGUGCUGUGUCAAUUACAAGUUUGAUUUGUAUUCUCUUCAAAGCUGUCCAAUAUAAACCCUUUCACUUUCAGGAGUGACCAAAAUGGAAUUUUUCAUUACAAUUCCAAAACUGUUUCAGGCAGAAGAGUGUUUAGAAGAAAGAAACGUUUAUUUAGUUAGCACAUAUUCUCUGGUUUUGCACCAAAUUCUUAGUGCCAAAAUGAUAUGAAAUGUAAAGCACAGUGUGGAAAUUUAAGUUUAGAUCUCAGAAGUUAGAAAAGAUAGAAAAAUUUUUUAUAAAAUUUCUAAUUUCUGUUUUAUUUCUUGUCAUUGCUUUUAGUUAUGCUGGGGAUUCAGACUUUGAGUUAUCUGUCAAGGGUGUCAGUGUUGGCAUUGAAGAUCUCCAGGUAUACUGUAUUUACUGCAAACAGAAUAUUUUACCAGCAUGAGUUGCUUGAAACUAGAAAUUCUCAUGUAUUAUCCUGCUGCAUUCUUAUGGUUUCUUUUCAUCCCAUUCAGCUUCGUGGAAGUCUGCGUGUGAUUCUGCGCCCUCUCAUCCCAGCUGCUCCUCUUGUGGGUGGGGUGUCAGUCUUCUUUCUUAACAGACCUGUAAGUUAAAAAUUAAUUGAAAUACCAAUUUUUGACAAGAAAAGUUGUUUUUAGGUUGUCAAUGCUCUUUUACAAACUUAAUCAGGUUGGAUAUUUAACAAAUACAUUCCAUUUUACAGUAGGACAGUUCAGUCAUAGACCACAGAUGUCAAACCGUGAUAAGAAAAAAAAAAGUGGCACCCAAGUUGCUGCCAGGUGUGUCACUGAUGUGUCACCACAUUUUGAUGUUACCUGUGAUCUAUUACUGACUGGACAGACUGUAACAUAGAAUCCAAUUGUUUUAUAUUAUAAGGAAGUAAAGUCUUGUUCAUGGUGAUGUAAUCUGUACUUCUGUCCUCCAAUAGAUUGAAAGUAAGAUCCAAUCAAAAUGGGUGUAUGAUUCAGCUUAUUGUAAACUUUUUUUUUGCUUUAUUCUUAACAGGACAUCGACUUUGACUUAACAAACAUGGCAAAUAUUCUUGAUAUUCCUGGUCUGAGGUAUGCAUACUUUGAUUUACUUUUUAGAAAACUUGCAUGGGCAACAGUAGAUAUACUUAUAUAAUGAAUCAUUAGUUGUGGUAAAGUAGACAUGAUCUAUAAAACUAAUCUGCAUUAGAGGUGAUGUUUGGUUCUCUAACUUUCCUUUUCCAUUUUUUCAGCGACAUUAUCCGUGGGGUAAUAGAUGAUGUUGUGGCAGGAUUUGUGGUUCUUCCAAACAGGAUCACAGUACCUUUGACUGAUGUUGAUCCUUAUGAACUGAAAUACCCCAUGCCUGAUGUGAGUGACUUGUACUUAUCAUUAGAGUUUUCUUUCUGCAAAUUGUCUUUGAUUGUGCCUCAAGCCAUGUUGAAAACAAUUUCCCUUGUAACAGUUUUGGACCAUUAGAGGAAUUGGAAUAGAAUUAUCUAAAUUUGAAUAACUCAAUAGUGCAGUACACCAAGUGUACACAUAAAUGAAGUUUUUUAAAGGUUUCUGACAAUCGAUUUUGCUUUUUCUUGUCACCCCAGGGUCUUCUUCGCAUUGAAGUCCUGGAAGGUAAAGACUUGAUCAAGAAAGACAUUGGUAUCAUAUCUAAGGGUUCUUCAGAUCCAUAUGUUAUUCUCAGAGGUAUGUGUCAAAGCCUAUGGAGAUUACUGUAUGAGCCAAAGACAUGGAAAGGCCCUUACUGAUCAGCAGUAAAUAUGUAUUCAAGAGUCUUUUGGUACUUGUGUCACUGAAAUUUUUCUGCCUCAGUUUCAUUGGGAGGUGGAUAAUACUUUAAGUCUGAACUCCUCCAAAACUUCCAUUUCUGUGUGAACUUUUUUUAUGGUUAAUUUUGAAUUAAAUAGAAUCAGCAAUCAAUGAAACAUGAACUUACAGUUGAUACGAAUUAUUGAUUUAAUAAUUUGUUUGAUUUCUCAUUUGCCUUGCCCCCAUGGAGAGAUUAAUUCAUCGGGAUAAGAUCAUUGUUUCAGAAUGCCAAUGAAUAUCUCAUGUGUACCAUAGGUCAAUUUGUGAGUUCUUUCAUAGUUUCAACCUAUGCUGAUAUUUCUUUCUGUUGCCAGUGGGAGCCAAGACAUUCCGCACAAAGACAAAGGACAGCACAGUGAAUCCAAUAUGGAAUGAAGUAUUUGAGGUAAAGAUUUUGAUGGGUUUGUGGCUCCUAGUUCAGACUUCAAACAUGGGAUAUUUAAUUUCUGAUUGUUUUGUUUCGGAUUGUUUAUGUGAAGGCCUUUGUGGACAACUCACAUGGUCAGAAAAUAAAGAUUGGUGUCUUUGACGAGGACAAAGCGUCUGAUGAUGAAUCUCUUGGAACGUAAGUAAUCAUCCAAACAUGAAUUAGUAGAAAGCAACUCAUAUCUCCAGUUUUUAUGCGACUGUUUUGAUGUUGACAAAUGAUGUUUUAUCUCCCUAGUGUUGAGGCUGAUAUUGGUACCAUUGUCCAACAAGGCAAUGUUGAUUUGGUAAGUUGCAAAUCUUUCACUAACUAAAGAGUUGUGUGUCAUAUUCAAUAACUGAUGUUAGGAACCUUUUUGAUUUUGAUACGGCAUCUAGAGCAAUUUUAAAUUGAUCGUCAAAUUGAAGCAAUCCAGGAUUGUACUGGGUUUACUUUCCUUCCUAUGGUCUGUGAUUGUUCUUGAAAACGUGUCCUACCCUCUGAGCCAAACACAUGCAGAGAUAAAUUUCACCUACAGUGAUUUGAUCAGUGACACUUUCCUUCACUUUAAUUGGUAACUUUACCUGUUUUUUUCUUUUGACUGAGUUUACAUUGGUUGAUUUUAAUAUUUCUCCUUGUCCUGAUUGGCCAUUGGUUCAUUUUAAUAUUUCUCCCUGUCCUGAUUGGUCAUUGUGAUGAAUUAUUGGUUUUUGGUUUAAACACUCAGAUUAACCCUUUAACUCCCAAAAGUGAUUACUAUGUAACCUCUCCCUAUAGUGUUCAUACAUUAUACAGCGAACAGAUAAUGAGGACACUAUAAUUGAUUACCCUGAUUGAACACCUAAUUCUUAUAGUUAAUUUACAAGGAAGUGUGUAGUCGCUAGAGGAGAGAAUUGACAAUCAGAUCUUGGAGUUAACUCAAUUGCUCAAUUUAUUCUAACCUGUAAUUACAUAAUUUUUGAAUACAGUGGCUUCCACUUGAGAAUGUGAAGAGUGGCCAGAUCAACUUGAGAUGCACAUGGUUCACAUUGACUGCCAAACCAGAUGAUCUCUCACCAGUAAGUUCUGCACGAACUAAAGGGUGUUUUUAUAUUUAUGAGGACUAGCUGAACAGAAAAACAAAAUCAUUGCUGCAGCAGUCAAAGAAUAGUAAAAGGAAAGCGGAAUUUGUGGACCUGUACUUUUGAGAAUGGGUGUGUGAGUUGGUUCCUUCUGUGUGUUUUCAAGGCCCAGAAACAACUUUUCACCAUUCUCUCUCAGUAAUAUCUUGCAUGUUUGACAACUUGGUCACACUUUGGAAGUACAGUAAUCAGUGGGAGAACUUAUUUUUUUUAGUGACUGGCCAUGCUCAAAAGACAGGACCAGUUUAGCAAGAACUGCACCUAUGUCCUGUGCAUAUAUGUGCAGGAACAACCAUUCGUUUAGGCAGGCCAAGAGCCAAGGAUCUUGACUGUGUAUUAUUUGCUUGUUUAUUAGUUUUGUUUUUCAUAUACAGCCUGACCAAGCUGUUAUUGGUGAGGAGAUGUUAGCAACAGCAGCUCUUUUUGUUAAACUGGACUCAGCCAAGAAUCUUCCGGUAAGUGUGCAAUGUGAGCACUCCUUUAUUUGACAAAAAGGAAGUGCAAAAUCUCUGCUUCUCAGAAUAAGACCACAGGAAGUGUGAAAGGUCACUGUUGUGAAAUUUUAAAGUUAAUUUCAACUUUUCUGUAGGUGACAAAUGCUGCCCGUGGUACCACAAGUGCAUUCUGCAAACUUACUGUUGGAAAUGUCACUUUCCAGAGCAAGGUAACCUUAAAGUCUGUAUAUUAUUUAAAUAAGCUUUUGAUCAAGCUACAACAUCUUAUACCUAUUAAAUAUUAUGACUAUAUGGGUAUUUAUUUAAUCAAUGAUUUUGUUUUCACUAAUGAAAUAAAUUGUUAGUAAUAAUUUUUUUCCACCUUGUACAAUGCAGACCAUUCAAGACUCCAUCAGUCCAGUGUGGGAAGAACCAUUCCGCUUCAUGAUCCAUGAUCCUAACUAUCAGGAAUUGGAUAUUGAGGUACAGAUUCAUUCAUUGAUCAUGGCUCUUGUAAGGAGACUAUUUUUUUAGCAAGUCAAAAAAUGUUGUAAAAUACAUGUAAUAGGUGAGUUUUCUCACUAUCUGAUUGAAAAACAGCUCAGCUCAUUGAAUUUUAGUCACCAAAUGUGGUAUAAUAGCCAGAUAAUUUUCUGUUCUCCAAUGCUGGAUGAACAUCUCGUAAGUAGAUAGGAAUUUUCCAGUUUCUGAUCUAUGUACAUGUAAAAUUUUACGGUUUGUUUUACUUAUUACACAUCUUCAAUGGUUUUCUUUUCUUUAACAGAUUUUUGACAGCAGCAAGGAGAAAAGCAUUGGCAAACUGGAGUUCCCCUUGGCUCAGCUUCUGAAGAAUGAGAACAUGACAUUUGAACAACCUUUCCCCUUGAAGGAUUCAGGCCACAACAGUACUUUGACUUGCAGGUUUACACUGAAGGUAAACAUAUUCAAACUGUGGUCCCAGAGAGAUGAUCAUCAGUAUAUCUUUUCACCCAUCAUUGCCAAAUUUGGUGCUUUGUCAAGAUUUCAGUUUCUGUGAAAGUAGUUACUUACAUGAUGCUUUAGUCUGAGGAAAUGCAAGCCCCUUAUAUGCUUUAUAUACUAGGCAUUGUUUACAAGAGAUGAUGACACAUCAGACGAAGAAGACGACACUGACCAACCAGAUGUGAUUGCUGCUGAUGAACUGUCAGGUGGUGCAAGCAAGCAAAGGUAAGUCCAUGCUUUAUGGACCUGUACCUUCCAAUUCACAAGACUACACUGUGUCUGCUACUAGUCAGUGCUUGUUAUGAAUAUCUUUCAUGUACAUGCAUUUACCUCUCUCUCUUGCUGUGGACAACAAACUAUGAGCAAUCAAUAAUCUGUUGAUAGUCUCUUUAUCUUUUUGAAAUAUGUCUCUCUGAUCCUUUUGUAAGAUCAAAAAAAAAAAAUUUGUGUUAAUUUAAAGGACAGUUGAAGGUUUAUUGUGUACUAAAAUGAUAACUGCAGUUUCAGUCAACCAUUUGUUAAUUUAUUUAAAGUUCAAUCCAUCAAUAAAUCAAAGAACCAUAAUUUAAUUAUUUCUAAGAAUCAUUAAUGAAGAGUCAUUUUAAAAAUCAUUUGACUCCUAAUGAUUAAUUAACAGAUAAACUUACAAACAGGGCAUUACGAAAUGUACAUUGAUUUCUAAUUAACUAAAUUAUUGCAGAUUUCCCUCUUCAUUACACUCAGCUUCAUCUCUCACAUAAUUUUUGAUAUAAAACAUGAUAUAAAUUGUCAAAAAGAUAAGUAAUAACCCAUAAUUAAAUUUAAAGUAACCUCAAAUAAUAUACAAAUAUCUUUUAAAUUAAAAACAAUUAAUUGCACACUUUAAACAACAUCACUUUUUGAUACUGAUGGUCUUUGAAUGUUAAAUAUCAUUUUCUGAGCAUCAGUGAUAUUUAUGGAGUAAAUAAAAAUUUUAGUAUAAAAUUAAAAAAUUAACAUUAACAUUAAAAUUUAAACCAUACAGGAGUUAAUCAUGCAAUUGGUGUUGGUAAUCAGUAACAGAUUUAGAGUUAAAAUUUACAAUGUAAGUUAAAUAAAGUAAAUCUUGAGAGGUGAUAAAAUUUAAAGCAAAUUCUGGUUACUAACAAGAGUAAUUUUCUUCACAUUGCUGGCAGCUUUCACUAAUCUUUCCUUUAACUCCUUACUGUUUCUGCAUGCCGCAAUCCUUGCAGCCUCGCAUCAGGUAACAGUCGCCUAAAACGCUGCAUUUUUUUCUGCUUUUGUUUGGCUCCUAGCGAGGAAAGCACUGUUAGACGAAGGAAGCCUGUCCCCAAAGUUCAAAGGUGAGCUGGUGUAAAGUGAACAGUUGAUUAAUGUUUGACGUCUGUAAACAAUAUCACUAACACUAACCCUUAGGGAUGACAUUGUCAGUGAGAGAGAGCUUUCUGUUGUAAUACCUAGCAAUGGUUACUGUCAAAACUAAUGAACAAACCAGUGGGUAGUUAUUAGAAGUUAAAGGGUUGUUAAAUACAAGGCACCUGAUGUUUGUCAGCAAUAAAGCAUACCUGUAAGAGAUAUGGAAGUCUAAUGAUUACUGUGGUGUCCAGUGGAUCAAGAGCUACAGGUUGAACCCUGCUGGACCACUGGGAACUUUGUUUUAGGGCAAGAAACUUUUAAGGGGGGAGGGGGGAAGGUAGGUAAGUUUUCUCUUGUGGGUUUGCAAAACCUGACAAAAUGUUGGAGAGUAACCUGUUGUGUCAUGAUAAAGGUCUGACAAGCUGCAACAUGCAGUGUAUGCAACUUUCCAUAUGCUCAGAAUUGUUUCUUUUUUGGCCAUUUAAUAAGAGCGUGUGGAAGGCAACCUUGGAUAACGUUGUGCUUCAACUGUUACGCCGAUUUUAUUUUGAUCAUCUGUCAGUGUCUCUGGUUUGAUCCAAAUAUUAAGCAAAUUAAUUCAUGGGUAAUUGAUGUUAUUCUUGAAACAGGACAGUGUCUGGUGACAUUCGCCUCACCACACGCUAUAACAAACAAGGAAGCAAGUUUGAGGUCAUUGUUCACCAAGCAAGGUCAGUCCAAAUUCAUUCCUCUUAAUUGUUUAAACCCAAGAGCAUGUUCAGCAUAUAAUUUCUCCUUUCAGUAAUACUGCUGAAUCAUUCAUUAAGAUCAUGAGAAUAAAGGAAAUGAUCUUUAACAUAUGAAGCUUUAAUGUUUAAUUUACAAAUUCUCCUUAUCAGUUCCUUUAAGGAAAUAUGGAGAGAAGUAUUGAGAAUAUGGAUACUGAUGUAUGGGUGUGAAAGGUGUAAAUUUCAUAAAUAAACAAAGAGCAAAAGUAAUGAAAGGACUUCUUCAGUCUUCUUUGUACACAUUUGGGUACUUUGUUACAUGUUACUAAUUAUUUUUUUCUGUUACUCACUUAAAGGAAAUUGCUGGCUUGUGACUCAGAUGGUCUUUCUGACCCAUAUGUCCGUGCUUACCUGCUUCCUGACAAGUCUCGAAGUGGCCGCAGACGAACUGAUGUCAAGAAAAACACCCUCGAGCCAGACUUUGAAGAAACGUAAUUCUAACUUUCUUAAUAUCCUUUUUGCUUUUUUUACUCUUUAAUCUCACAGUGCAACUGAUUUUCUACUUAGAAUAAUGUUUGUGUCCUACUCUGAGAAAGAUUUUGUAUCAUCCUGUGGAAAACAUUUUUUUUUAGGUUUGAAUGGAGUGUCCCUGAGGAUAAAGUGAAGGAACACACUUUGGACAUUACUGUCAAGAAUGAUGUGUCUUUCUUCUCAAAGAGUAAAACUUCUAUGGGCCAGGUAUGAAGUUAUUUUUUUUGGCUCACUUAACAAAGUUGAGAUGGAAGGUUUCCAAUAUGAAAAAUGUUUUUUAACAUAAUCAGAGAUAAGAGCAAUAAUAUAUACAAUUAUAUAGUCAAUCCUUCAGCUUUUUAAAGUCAACUGGCUCCAGUAAAUAUUAAUAUGUGUACCAACCCCAUGGUGAUACAUUAGAACUACUUGGGGGGUGGGGAUGGGGGACAGUGGAAGGAAAAGCUUUUAAAGAGAAAGGUAACUGUAGGUUUUAGUGGAAUAUCAAGAUAGGUGGGGGAGGGGAUGCGACAAAAUAACCUGAGUGGGAGGAGUUUGCACUCUUUUGUGGAGCAGCUUUUAAACAAGGGCACAUUGGUUUUACAUUGUAACAAGGGUAGUGACACUUACUAUUUUUAUUGUCCUUCAGGUUCUGCUUGACCUUGGUAAACUGGAUUUGUCUCAGCCUGUCACUGAAUGGUAAGUAUUUUGUAUUUAAGAUUAAUGUGAAUGCGAGGGAUGUACUUAUAAUGUUAUUAAUUUUAAGAUUGUUAUUUAGAAAGGUUCUUAAUUGUUGACCCCCAAAGUGGUCACAUCUAAUUCCCCUUGCAAUGUCUCCCAGGAAUCACACAUUAAAGUUACAAGAAUCAAGGAAAUGAUCACCAACUAAAGAAGCUCUUGAUUGUUAAACAAAUUCUCCUUGUCAGCACAUUAGGAAAUGUAUGGAGAACAGAAUGGAGAAUAUACAUACUGAUGUCAGGGUGAAAAGGGGACCAAAAGGGAGAACUUUCCAUCUUUUCACUUCUAGAAGUUUCAAAAGAUAGAUUUCCUAUGACUUUCUAGAAAAUUUCCCUUUUAGAUCCAAAAGUGGAAGGUUGUUUUGAUAAACAAAAUUACAUCUUUAUUGCAAAAAUAGCAUUGGUUAUAAAUGGUACAAAUAUUACACUUUUAUAACAUUUCUAAAGAUAGAUUUAUCUAAAAUAUAUAUCAGGCACAUUAUUUGUGUAAGAAUUAUUAAUAGUAAAGAGUUUGACCCAAGUUUACUUCCCCAUAUUUUACCCAACUGAUAAUCUUUUACAUGCAUUAAUAAAAUUUACUUCUAUGAUGUAAUUACAGGUACAUGCUGCGUGAUGAGAAGAAGGAAGAUGAUGACUGAGGAAUUAACCAAUGUGGAAAUGUCAUUGAUAACACUCAUAAUACCAGAGCACUGAAAGAGAACUGUAGUACAUUAGAGGGGAAAAAUUUUAAAAUAAAACAUCAAGUGGGAGAAUGAAUUAGAGACAGAACAGUCUGUUGAAAAGAAAUUCUGGGAUAACUGUAGUUAAAAGCUCUUGCUUUCCAUCCACCUUAUUUCCUAUGGUAUCAAAGUACAUGGUAAUCAAGUCUUGCAAAUGCUUUUUCUUUGUUUACCUACUGCUAGAACAAGUAGUUCUGCAGUAGUUUAGGGUUUUAGACUCAAGUAUUAACUAAGUAGUAGUCUCUGCCUAAACCAUAAAUCUGUGGCCUUCAGUCAAAAGGAAAUAAUAUUUUUAAAAGAUGCGUCUCAUAAUUUAUAACAAUAGUUCAAAGUAGUUAGGUAGUUUUCAUCUUCUCAAACAGCUUUGUCAAACAUGUACUUAAUUUAUAAAUGGGUACCUGUAUUUAAAUGUCUUCAUUAAAAUAUCUCAGAUAUGCUGAACAAAUGGAGAUGACUGUAAACAGUUGUAUCUGUGCAUUUGUUUGUCUUUACACUUAAAUUUAUAAAGGAGACAGAGUUUGAUCCAUUACUAAACUGAGGUUUUACAACAAGUGGUGAACAAGUCAGACAACUGAACUUUCUUCGUCUAUGUAUUGUAGCGUUUUAAUUAGUAUUGUUGUGUUCUAGAUUCCCAUUGAUGUUUUUUGCACUAUUUGUAAGAGAACAUAAUUGUGAAAAUUGCUGACACGGGUGAUAAUGAUUAAAUAAAUGUACGUGUGCAAAUUUUGGUCUGAGUUUUCUCCAGUGUGCAAU